AUGGUGAGGUCGCUCCUCGCGGAGCAGCAGGCCGCCCAGGCCCCGGUGGCGCUCGGCAAGGCCGUGAACGUCUGUACGACAAACGCGCUGUCUCGGGCGGCCGUUGGGCGGCGGGUGUUGCUGCCACUGGCGCUGGUGAGGAGGGCGCGAGGGAGUUCAAGGCCAAGCUCCCCUACGCCGCCGCCGCCCAACUCCCCUGCCUGGAGCGCCGCCGCCCUCUCCCCUGCCCGCAGCGCUGCCGCCCAGCUCCCCUACGCCGCGCCCCACCCCUCUCCCCUCCGCCACACUCCUCUCCCCCGCGCCCUGCCCCUGUCGCCUGCGCCCCGCCCCGCCCCUCUCCCCUGCGCCACGCUCGCCUCCCGGCCACGCCCCGUCCCGGCACCCGACGUGGCAUUCGCGGUGGUGCGGGUUGGAACGGAUUGA
Molecule: messenger RNA, 423 nt
Organism: Sorghum bicolor (sorghum)
Lineage: Eukaryota; Viridiplantae; Streptophyta; Magnoliopsida; Poales; Poaceae
Product: alpha carbonic anhydrase 8-like
Exons: 2
Coding region: 1-423 (140 amino acids)
Source: RefSeq, a predicted model, not a curated record